This is a messenger RNA of Raphanus sativus (radish), 528 nucleotides long. Its product is annotated as NAC domain-containing protein 68-like. The coding region runs from base 1 to 528 and encodes 175 amino acids. The transcript has 3 exons. Gene Ontology annotation, biological process: regulation of DNA-templated transcription. The record is from RefSeq and is a predicted model, not a curated record. NCBI's taxonomy places the organism in Eukaryota, Viridiplantae, Streptophyta, Magnoliopsida, Brassicales, Brassicaceae. Gene Ontology annotation, molecular function: DNA binding.
AUGAGCUGUUGGGUUAAUGAUGCUCUAAAAGCUCUAUCGAGGAUUAAAUCCAGGGACUUGGCCUGGUAUUUCUUCUCCGACAGAGGUAGUCGGUACCGCAACACUAACAAGCAGAGCCGGACUACACCUUCAGGUUAUUGGAAGAUCACCGGAAAGACUGCGCAGGUUAAAGAGCGAUCAUCAGGGAGUCAUCAUUCGAUCGGUUUUAAGAAGACUUUGGUUUUCUUAACCGGGAAGAGUCCACAUGGAGAGCGAACUAACUGGAUAAUGCAUGAGUACUCCAACCUCUCCUCUCCCGAAGAAAUUACGAGUCACGUGGUCUGCAAGGUGGAAUACACAGGCCCGGCGGACUCAUUGCAGAUUGCAGGAGAAUCUACAAGUGAGCGCACGGCGGAAUCACUGCAGAUUGCAGGAGAAUCUACAAGUGAGCGCCCGGCGAAAUCACUGCAGAUUGCUAAUGAAGAUGGCUACUCCGACUCGUAUUGGGAAGGUAAUACAAAUGAAGAUUGGGACACCUACCUGGUUUAA